Molecule: messenger RNA, 1593 nt
Organism: Saccoglossus kowalevskii
Lineage: Eukaryota; Metazoa; Hemichordata; Enteropneusta; Harrimaniidae
Product: synaptic vesicular amine transporter
Biological process (GO): transmembrane transport; aminergic neurotransmitter loading into synaptic vesicle; xenobiotic transport
Cellular component (GO): synaptic vesicle membrane; terminal bouton
Molecular function (GO): xenobiotic transmembrane transporter activity; serotonin:sodium:chloride symporter activity
Source: RefSeq, a predicted model, not a curated record
AGGCACUCACAUUCCCCUAUUUAAACAAUCACGAUGCGGCUUUCAUCAUGGUUUGAGGUGAAAAGACAAGAACUUUAUCAAUGGCAUUCAGAGUUCACUUGGCAUGGAUUUUUUGUCCAGAUUCGUUCGUCGCGUCGCCUUGUACUAUUUAUCGUAUUCGUUGCCUUGUUACUGGACAACAUGUUAUUGACUACAGUAGUUCCCAUAAUUCCAGAUUAUUUGUUCAGACUUGAACAUCCAGACGAAGUGCGUUUCAUAGAUGGGCACGGAGAAACCGUUACUAAUACCACCAACGUCACUUCCGCUUUUAGACAUAGUUUAAAUUUUACCAGUGAAUAUAAUUCCAGUAUGUGUUCUUCGGCUAACAGUGCCUGGUUUCCCGAAUGUAACGUGACUGAUGACGCUUAUACACGUAGUAGUUAUGGACAAGAUUUGCGUGACGAGAAUGUGGAAGUCGGACUACUGUUUGCAUCAAAGGCAUUCAUUCAACUGAUAGCUAAUCCGUUUAUUGGCCCCCUAACGAAUAGAAUUGGUUAUAGUAUCCCCAUGUUUGUAGGUUUUAUUAUUAUGUUCAUUGCAACAAUAAUUUUUGCAGUAGGAGAAAGUUACAGUGUAUUAUUAAUAGCGAGGAUGUUACAGGGCAUCGGCUCAGCGUGUUCCUCCGUGGCAGGGAUGGGGAUGUUAGCUGAAAGGUACCCGGAUGAUGAAGAACGGGGUAAUGCUAUGGGCAUAGCAUUGGGAGGCCUUGCACUGGGAGUUCUGAUUGGACCCCCAUUCGGAGGCGUAGUUUACCAGUUUUUAGGGAAAGAAGCACCGUUCUACAUUUUAGCAGCUCUAGCCCUGGGAGAUGGAUUGUUGCAGUUAUUAGUAUUAAAACCCGGCGUGGGCAAGGAGGUUCAAAUGGAAGGAACACCUCUACUGACUCUAAUAAAAGACCCAUAUAUUCUCAUAGCUGCGGGUUCUAUAACAUUUGCAAAUAUGGCGAUAGCACUACUGGAGCCGUCCAUGCCUUUAUGGAUGAUGGAAACCAUGGAAACAGAAAAAUGGCAACUAGGGGCAGCGUUUCUUCCAGCUAGCGUCUCCUACCUGAUUAGUACUAACAUAUUUGGUCCACUCGGUCACCGUAUGGGAAGGUGGCUGUGUUCAUUAAUAGGAAUGAGUAUAACGGGCAUUUGCAUGGCUUGGAUACCAUUUGCCAGUAAUAUCAAUGAGCUCAUUGCGCCAUGCUUCUUCUUGGGAUUCGCUAUAGGAAUGGUCGACUCCUCCAUGAUGCCAACCAUGGGCUAUCUAGUUGACCUGCGUCAUGUAUCCGUAUAUGGUAGUGUAUACGCCAUAGCUGAUGUUGCGUUUUGUCUAGGAUUUGCACUAGGCCCUGCCCUUAGUGGUGAAAUUGUGAAGACUGUUGGCUUUGCUUGGCUUCUUCGUGGUAUAGCUAUUGUAAAUCUUUUAUAUUGUCCUCUCUGUUACUUUCUUCGAAGGCCCCCUGCAAGAGAAGACAAACAGCCUUUUCUGAACAUGGAAGAAAAAAUGCCAGUAUCAUAUACUGUACAGAAGCAAACAGACUACCAAACUCUCCAAGAAGAUACCGAGUGA